AUGCGUUUCUUCGCCGCUGCUGCUAUCCUAGUCGCUGGCGUCACUGCCCGUGUCACCGAAGAUGUCGAUGACUGCGUCAAAUCCGUCCUGAGCGGCUUCGACGCUUCCAGCAUGGAAGACCUGUGCAACAACAGCGAUUCCAUCGCUACUCUGAGCAGCGCAAUCGCCGACCAGUGUGGUGAAUCCGCUGCCAACAACCGCCCUGCCGAUCUCUGCGCUCGUUUCGCUGCCCCUGCCCUCGCCCCUGCUCGUCACCUCAGCCACCCCAUGGAGCGAGUGACCGAGAAGCGGGCCUACGCCCCUCCCGCCGACGCAUCCCGUCAGGUCGUCUAUUUGACCAAGACUGAGUACGCCUGCAACGCUAAGAGCACCCCCGUCGACCCCAUGCACGUCUCCCAGAUUCCCGUCCAGGUCCCUGCCCCCAGCAGCAUGGCCAAGAGCAUGGGCAACAUGGCCGGCGUCGCCACCCCUUCUUACUCCAACGGUGUCCUCGUCGCUGCUACUUCCUCUGCCGUCUAUGGCUCCCAGAUUAGUGCUGCUACUCCUACCCCCUCUGGCGCUAGCCCUUACAACACCUUCAUGGGUGCUGCGCCCCAGGUCAGCGCUGCCCACGGCAGUGUUGCUGCGCUCGCUGUCGCGGCUGUCAUGGGAUUGAUGAUUGCCCUGUAA
Penicillium chermesinum is the source of this 669-nucleotide messenger RNA. RefSeq lists its product as uncharacterized. The coding region runs from base 1 to 669 and encodes 222 amino acids. NCBI's taxonomy places the organism in Eukaryota, Fungi, Ascomycota, Eurotiomycetes, Eurotiales, Aspergillaceae. The record is from RefSeq and is a predicted model, not a curated record. The transcript has 2 exons.